Molecule: messenger RNA, 1029 nt
Organism: Trichophyton verrucosum HKI 0517
Lineage: Eukaryota; Fungi; Ascomycota; Eurotiomycetes; Onygenales; Arthrodermataceae
Exons: 4
Coding region: 1-1029 (342 amino acids)
Source: RefSeq, a predicted model, not a curated record
AUGAGAAAAGGAGGGAGAGAGAGAGGUGAACAAACGAGAGAGAAGACGAGACGCUUUAAAGACUGCGAGCGAGAUGAGGAAUAUGCAAGGGCGAAGACGGAGAGAUACGAGCAAAGCGCAAAGAAAAAAGCUGCGCCCUGCAAAGACUUUGAAGGCAAGAAAAAGACAAGAAAAGACAGGAAAAAGACGAGAAAAAGACAGGAAGAAGAAAAGAAGAAGAAGAGAAGGAGAAGAAGAAGAAGAAGCAAAGAUAUGAAAGAACAAGAAGAAGGUGAAGAUGAGCUGGAUAUAAGGAGAAAGACACACGAGAAGAGACGAGAUCCCCUCCAGAGAGCCAGGGGUUCCUGCAGCUCUGGCUGGGCCAACCACUCACUGAGCUGCUUUUGCAGGAACCAGCCAGGGGGAGGCCUGCUCUGCUCUGCUCUGCUCUGCUCUGCUCUGCUCACCUCGACUUCCCCCUUAUCUACCACUGACGAAGUACUCCAUCUCCUGCUCGCUUCUACUUCUUUACUUCUUCUACUUCUAUUCUGCUGUCCUUCUUAUUACACACAGCAUGCUCCGAAAGACAGGACAACAAACAUAACCAAGGAAAGGCAGGCGACACCAUGGUCAACGGCUCGACCGCGCGAUGAGCCACCGCAGCACGGCGUCGAGGUUGGUCUCUUCCUUUGCGCUGAUGCCGUAGCAGCUCACCUCGCGCUUCGUGAUGCUCUUCAGCUCCAUCGCGUCGAUCAGCUCGUCGACGCUCAGCACGUCCGGCAGGUCGGACUUGUUGCCCAGCACCAGCAGCGGGAUGCCCUCCAGCGUCGGCUUGCUGACCAGGUCGUGCAGCUCGUCCGUCGCCGCCGGCAGGCUGGCCCUGUCUGCGGCAUCCACGAUGUAUCUACCGCUGAGUUAGCUGCUUCUUCUUCUUCUUCUUCUUCUUCCUUCGGGUUAAGGAUGACAUACACAAUGGCGUUGACUCCGCGGCAAUAUCGCUCCCACAUCGGCCGGAAGCGAGGCUGGCCUCCCAGAUCCCAGCUGCUCUAG